Molecule: messenger RNA, 1326 nt
Organism: Monoraphidium neglectum
Lineage: Eukaryota; Viridiplantae; Chlorophyta; Chlorophyceae; Sphaeropleales; Selenastraceae
Exons: 1
Coding region: 1-1326 (441 amino acids)
Molecular function (GO): DNA binding
Source: RefSeq, a predicted model, not a curated record
AUGUCAUCCGGCCGGGCCGUCCACGUGAUCCCCGCCUCGAGCGCGACCGCGGCCCUCCCGCCGCACGCGCGCACCGCAGGGCUCCUGCCGCUGCCCGGCUGGCGCUGCCCCCUGGGCGGGCCCCACGGCGCGAUCGUGGACCUGUACCUCCUUUACGAGGCCGUGGUCGCGCAUGGCGGCGUCGACAGCAGCAGCGCCGACGCGGUCUGGUGGGAGCUGUCCCGCGCGGCCACGACCGCUGGCAGCGGCGCCGCGCCGCCGCCGGAAGACGCGCUGCUCGCGCCGCCGGAGAUGCGGCAGGUGUACCAGGCGCGGAUCAGGGGCUUCCUGGACUUCAUGGCAGACCUGGUGAGGCACUAUGAGGAGGAGCAGGAGCGAGAGAAGCUGGAGCAGCAGCAGCAACAGCAGCAGCAGCAGCAGCAGCAGCAGCAGCAGCAGCACCGCGCCCGCCAGGCGGCCGCGGCCGCACCGCAGGCGACGCUCGCGCAGCAACAGCGGCAGCAGCAGCUGCUGCUGAUGCAGCAGCAGCAGGAGCUGAUGAGUAUGCUGGCGCGCGGCCAGCAGCCGGCACACGCAUCGGCGCAGUAUCAAUCGUUGAGGGCGCUGCAGCAGCACUUGCUUAUGCAGCAGCACAGGCAGAUGCCGGUGCAGUGGCAUGGAUCACUGCCGCAGCAGCAGCAGCAGCGGCCACAGCAGCAGCGGCAGCAGCAGCAGCAGCAGCAGCAGCAGCAGCAGCAGCAGCAGCAGCAGCAGCAGCAGGCGCUUCACAGGCAGCGGCCGCAGCCGGCGGCCCCCCACGUUCAGCUGCACCGCAAGCCGCACCAGCAGCAGCACACUUAUGCACAGCGGCCACACAGCUCCGGAGGCGGCGCCGGCGGCGGCAGCCGGUCGAGCCCGCCGAAGCGCACGGCAUCCAGCGCGCAGCUCGCCGCCGCGGCGCCGCUCGCCAAGCGCCGCGCGCAGCCGCCCCACUCCGCGCGCCUCGCGGAGCAGGCGCGCUCGCACCGCUCGACGCCGCAGCGGACGCCGCCGCCCGAUGUGCCGGACCCGGUGCCCGGGGACCGCCUGCGCAGCAUGGUCGCCUGGCUGCGCGGCGCGUCGCUGGGGCUGGCCGAGGAGCCUUAUGAGCCGGUGACGUCAGCAGAGGGCGCGCUGGCGACGCGGUACAAAGAAGGGUUUGCGCGUGCGACGGCGGCGACGUGCGUGGCGGUGCCGCUGGAGCUGUACCCGCUGUUCGGCGCCAGGGCGCCGCCGCCGCAGCGGCGCGCGCGCAGCGAGCGCAGCACGCGGCCGCGGGUGGUGCAGUCUGACACGCCGUCCGAGUGA